Messenger RNA from Dentiscutata erythropus, 138 nucleotides. NCBI's taxonomy places the organism in Eukaryota, Fungi, Glomeromycota, Glomeromycetes, Diversisporales, Gigasporaceae. The record is from the annotation of a GenBank genome assembly.
UAUGUAUUUAUGUCAUACCUUUUAAUAAAGCUCGUAAUAGCAGAUGCAAAUUCGUACAAAGUGGUUGUAAGUGAUAAGUUUUCAGUAUUUCGAUUUGACGCCUUUGAAUUUGAUACUCGAAGAUCGAAACAAUGUUAA